GUUUCAAUUGCCAAAAUCUAAAAACAUUCUAUAUGUCAAAGAAUAUUAAUUUGCUGAAUAAUUGCGAAAAUACUAUCGUUGUAAUAAUAAGUAUAAACGCGAUAUUUUGCUAUAAAUAGUUAGACUCAAGUCAAUUUUGCGUUAUCAGUUUACGGUGAAAAGCAAAGUGAUGGAACUCAUACAGAAGCAUUUGUCCAAAAUUCGCGUACCAUGCGAUAAUACACCUAUCUAUAAAGAUGAGUGCAUGUAUUCAUAUGAUACGCCGGAAACUCCAACAGGACUUUACGUCAGUCUAAGUAGUUUUCUAAGCUUUGGGGAGCAGUAUGUAAAAAACUAUGCUGAAAAGACUGGAAAUGCAGUAUUCCUGCAUAUACAUCGUGUGAAGACACCGAAAAAAGGUGUCGCUGCCGCCGAAGAAAGUGGGCCGGAGCGCAAAAUCACCCGGCUAGCUAUCGGUGUUGAGGGUGGUUAUAACGACGCUAAUGAGAAGUCAUAUGAUAUUAAGGAUACUCAUAGUAUUGUAGUAAUGCCGGAUAUUGAUAAGAAAUUUCCAUUCCCUGAUGAACAGUUGCCACUGCUUGUAACUCAAUCUGUAGAGGCAUUGCUAGCACAAGAGUCUGCUAUUGCCAAAUUGGAAAAACAAACGCUAACUGGUACAUGGGAUGGAGAGGUACGUCAAGUUUCCAAAUAUGCGGAAUCUUUAAUACAAUUAGAUAAUGGUAAGAAAAUACCACCAUCUGGUUGGAAAUGCGAAAAAUGCGAUUUAACCAACAAUCUUUGGUUGAAUCUUACCGAUGGUUCAAUACUUUGUGGGCGUAAAUUCUUUGAUGGCUCCGGUGGCAAUGAUCAUGCUGUGGAAUAUUACAGAGAAAUGGGUUAUCCAUUGGCUGUUAAAUUGGGCACAAUAACAGCCGAUGGCAAAUCUGACGUUUUCUCAUAUCCGGAAGAUGACAUGGUUAUAGACCCACAGCUUGAAAAACAUCUUGCUCAUUUCGGCAUUAAUAUGGCAGCUAUGAAAAAAAGUGAAAAGUCAAUGGUGGAGUUAGAGUUGGAAAUUAAUCAACGCAUUGGUGAAUGGUCACUGUUGACCGAAAGCGAUAGUGAGUUGCAGCCACUGGCUGGUGCAGGCUACACCGGUAUGCGAAAUCUCGGCAAUUCAUGUUAUAUUAAUAGUGUGAUGCAGGUAAUAUUCACACUACCCGAUUUCAUUAAGCGAUAUGUGGGAGAAGGUUCGGAGAAAUACUUUAACGCAUUUCCAGCCGAUCCCGCUAAUGAUUUUAACAUCCAAAUGGCUAAACUUGGUAACGGUCUGUGGUCUGGCAAGUAUAGCAGCAUUUCGGAGAAUUCAUUGGAUUCCGAAAGUACUGGCAUUUCACCUGCAAUGUUUAAAAAUGUCGUUGGCAAAAACCAUCCUGAUUUUAGCACGAAACAACAGCAAGACGCUUUUGACUUCUAUCUGCACCUUAUCAAUAUAAUCGAGCGUAAUUCUCGACAUGAAGCUAACCCCAUAGAAGCACUCACAAUUAAUUUGGAGGAUCGUGUUGAGUGCAAUACUAGUAAAAAAGUAAAAUAUACACAUCGAGAUGAUUUCUGCUUGCCUUUGCAAAUACCUUUGGAGAAGGCCACAAAUUUAGACGAGGUCAAGGAAUAUUUAGAACGUAAAGCUGCCGAUGGUGCAAACCAUAGCAGCGACAAGAAUAUAGUACGUCACAAAGUACCACUACACGCGUGUUUAGAACGAUUUUUCGCAACUGAGGUGCUUGAGCAAUUCCACUCAUCGGCUGCUAACUGUAUCACCACUGCCAAAAGAUCUACGAGACUAGUAAAUAUGCCGGAUUUCCUUAUGUUGCAUUUGCGAAAGUUUACACUCGGCUCCGAUUGGGUACCCAAGAAAUUGGAUGUGUCGGUUGACAUGCCGGACGAAUUAGAUCUCAGCAACUGGAGAGCCACUGGCAUACAGCCAAAUGAGCAACCGCUUCCCGAAUCGGACGAUAAACCGAAAUUUUCUUUCGAUGAAAAUCUCAUGGGCGAACUAAUGCAAAUGGGCUUUCCACAAGAGGCCUGUAAGCGUGCUGUAUUCCAUACUAAAAAUAUUAGCCUUGAAGCUGCCUCGAAUUGGCUAAUGGAGCAUAUUGGUGAUGCAGAUAUUUCCGAACCUUUCGUUUUGCCCACUGGUGGCAUGGGCGACAGCAAAGCACUGGAUUUCGUUGCGAACCCCGAAAGUGUCGCUAUGCUAAUGAGCAUGGGCUUCGAGGAACGCCAAGCUACUAAGGCAUUGAAAGCUACGGAUGGCAAUAUUGAGCGUGCUACAGAUUGGAUUUUCUCACACGCUGAGGACAUAGACACAGAUGAAAUACCACAAGAGCAGGCCGAUAACAACGCUGGUAACACACGUAAAAAGUCAUAUCGCGAUGGGGCAGGCAAAUACAAGCUCGUAGCUUUCAUCUCACAUAUGGGUACAUCAGCCCAAGUUGGACACUAUGUGUGUCACAUUCAGAAAGAUGGACGAUGGGUAAUUUAUAACGACAGUAAAGUGGCGCUUUCCCAAAAUCCCCCAAAGGAUCUCGGUUAUUUAUAUUUAUAUAAGCGCUGUGAGUAAAUUGCAAAGACGGAUUUGGAUUACUGUGCAUUUCGAAUGAACUUGCCUUUAUUGCUACAUAUAUGGAAUUCUUAAAGUAUGACACUUAGUAUUAAAUGCAAAGAACUGAAAAAACUUUAAUACUUCAAGAAUAAAAGCUUAAUAAUGCAGUUAAAAUGAUAAUUGUUAGUCGCGACAAAUAAAAUUUCAAUCGGAUAAAUUUA
Zeugodacus cucurbitae (melon fly) is the source of this 2802-nucleotide messenger RNA. It is a transcript of the gene Usp5, whose product is annotated as ubiquitin carboxyl-terminal hydrolase 5. The transcript has 3 exons. Gene Ontology annotation, biological process: protein deubiquitination. The record is from RefSeq and is a predicted model, not a curated record. The coding region runs from base 170 to 2599 and encodes 809 amino acids. NCBI's taxonomy places the organism in Eukaryota, Metazoa, Arthropoda, Insecta, Diptera, Tephritidae. Gene Ontology annotation, molecular function: protein binding; cysteine-type deubiquitinase activity; zinc ion binding.